This is a messenger RNA of Anolis carolinensis (green anole), 6824 nucleotides long. RefSeq lists its product as uncharacterized. Gene Ontology annotation, molecular function: DNA-binding transcription factor activity, RNA polymerase II-specific; RNA polymerase II cis-regulatory region sequence-specific DNA binding. Gene Ontology annotation, biological process: regulation of transcription by RNA polymerase II. The transcript is spliced from 21 exons. The coding region runs from base 507 to 6440 and encodes 1977 amino acids. The record is from RefSeq and is a predicted model, not a curated record. Lineage: Eukaryota; Metazoa; Chordata; Lepidosauria; Squamata; Anolidae.
CCUCCUCCUCGCCUUCUCCUUCCUUCCUCGGAAGUUGCGUGUCGAGUGGGCGGACGUGUGAACGCUCUCUGCCGCGGUUGCAGGGGGAGAGGAAAGGCCGGGGCUGCUGGGACUUGCAGUCUCCUCCUGGCCCCUUCUGUCCCCCCCGUUUCCACCCAGGAAGCAUUCAAUCCGGAGUCACGCCUGCUUCCUCGCCGCUCCUGGGAGAAAAGCACUCCAGUAUCACAUAUUUUUGGGAAAUAGACUCGGGAGGCUGCAGGACCACUAAUACUUGCAAGCUUUGGUGCCAUCCAGCAAUCUUUUGUCUGCUUGGAGUGCUAGAAAACCAGCCUAGAACACAGAAGAACCAUCUUUUGGUCCUCUUAGGAGGAUCCGAGGGGAUUGAAAGCCAGCCAAAAACAUUGUAUAGUGGAUGUCAUAAUAAUAGUUGAUGCAAACCAAGUUAAGCCUUACUCCUGAAGCACUAGAAGCACACCCUCAUAUUUGUUGAGGAGAUUGAAAACCAUAUGAGAAAUUGGUCCAGAACCAACCAUCCAGGAGAAGGUUGUGAUCCGUCUGCUCCCAGCGAGCAAAACAUGGUGGGAACAGAGCUAGGAAAAGGACCGAACCGAGCACACAAAUCCUCCAGUGUUGUUCCACCCAAACAUAUGGCAGAGCGACCGGGAUGGGGAAUAUCACAAGAAGGUAAAGAGGGGAUGCAACAACGUUGGGAAGCCCAAUGGCAGGAGUUCCUGAAGACCCUGCAGCCCAUUCACACAAGCGAGGAAGACCCGGCGGUGCUGGAAGCCGCCCCGUGGGACGACACCAAGGCCUUCCUGGCCUCCUUUGAGCAAGUGGCCAAAGCCUGUCGGUGGCCAAGGGAAGAGUGGGUGGCCCGUCUCCAGCCGGCCCUGAGCGGAGAAGCGGAACAAGCCUACGGUAUGCUGGAAGCCGGAGAUCGGGAGGAUUAUGGAAAAGUGAAGGCAGCCCUCUUGCGCGGGGAUGCCCUGAGGAUGGAGAUGCAACGGCAGCACUUCCGGCAGUUCUGCUGCCCGGAGGUUGAGGAUCCGCGGAGAGUUUACACCCAGCUUCAGGAGCUUUGCUGUCGGUGGCUGAAGCCGGAGAGACGCAGCAAGGAGCAGAUCCUGGAGCUGCUGAUCCUGGAACAGUUCCUGGCUGUUUUGCCAUUCGAGAUCCAGAACUGGAUCCGGGAAGGAGGGCCGGAGACCUGUGCACAAGCGGUAGUCCUGGUGGAAGACUUCCUCACAAGCCAACGAGAGGCCGAAACAAGCAAAUGGCAGGGACCAUUGCAAGAGGCGUGCCUAAACUCCCGGGAAGGAGAGGAAAAUCCUUUAAGGGACCUUCGGGAACAGAUCUACAAAGAAGCCAAGCACAACAGUGUUGGAGAGAUCACUUUGCUGGGCAGUAGGAUCAAAGGUCCAAACCACUCGAAUUCUUUGCUUCCUGCAGAAGUUCAGGGAAUGACUGAAGCUGGUCCAAAUGAGGGAUUGGUGAGCCUCAAGGAGGCUGCCGUGGUUGAGCCGACUCCAAUGCAACCCGUCCAACGGACCAUGUUCUGGCAAGUCUUGCAGGAGGAAGGUGGGAACGCAAACUCCUUGGAGGGAAUUUUGGCACCCAAACCUGACAGAUCGCCCCAUCCUCCAAAAGAAGAGAUGUUCCACCAGUUCCCGGUGGGAUGUGAGAGGCACCCAGGACACAAUUCAGGUGACAAGAAGGGAAACAAGUUCAAGACGGAGAGUUCUCCGUACGAGCUGGAGGAAAUGCCCAGGACGCAGCCCGAGACGAGCCAAGGGAAUGUGCCAGUGACCGACGAGAUGCUCAAGGAAAGAAGUAAUGGAAAGAGAAGUUGGGUCAAGAUGGAAGAUCCUCCACCGGAGGAACCUUUGCCUAUGGAAACACCAAAGGGCUGGGAAGAAGUGUCUCCAUGGAGUCUCCAGGUGACACCCGAUAUCCACAAGCCGAGAUGGGACUCCAAGGGACAAAAGAAGAAGAAACGGACAUUGGAAGGAGAAAAUAAAUGCAGCGAGUUUGCAGAAGGACAUCUUCCUGAGGUCAACAAAAGCUGUGCCAUGCAAACAGAAGAUGGACAAUCCUUGUCCUCCAAAGACAACACGAGAUACCAUUACAACGCAAAGAUUAUUGUGAUGCACAACAAAGGAAACCCCUUUCUGUCUCCUCCUUGCGAACCGUCCACGAGCAGAAAAAGCCCCCUUAACAUAAAGGCAUUAAGUGAAGAUCAAGGCAUUCAGACAAAAGCAAAGCCGUACCAGUGCAGUCGGUGUGGGAAGUCCUUCAGACACCAGAAAACGUUGACUAAGCAUCAGAAAAUUCACACGGGAGAGAAACAGCACAAAUGCUCCAUCUGUGGAAAAGGGUUUUCUUCUAAGGAAUCAUUAUUGAUGCAUCAGCGCGUCCACACGGGAGAGAAGCCAUACCAGUGUUCCCAGUGCGGCAAGUGGUUUCGGCAGAAAGUACAUCUAAUGUGUCACUUGAGAGUCCACACAGGAGAGAAGCCCUUUAAAUGUCCCAAAUGUGGGAAGGACUUCUCUCGGAGAGAUAAGCUGAUUGAACACCAGCGUGUCCAUAGGAGACAAAAACCUGUGUCACAUCCAGGCGGUGGGAAGAAUUGUCAUGGAGGGGCCACUCCACCUCUCUCUAAGCCCUGCCUGCCCCUCAGGCCCCUUUCCCUCACCUUCUCCUUUCUCACCUUCACCUCCUCCUCCUUCCUCAUCCCUCUUGACUCCAAAGCAAACCUCAUCUCUGUCACUCCUGUGGGGCUGAAUGACGUCACCACCUCUCUGGAGAAGAAGCGGCCUCUGGGAUGCAAAGGGGGUGGGAAAAAGUUACUGGUGUCUCGGUUCCUAAGACCAUGGAACAAGUGGCUCCAAAAGGCCUGCUCUGCUUCUCCGCUCAAUGCGGGCAACAGCCGGGCCACCCACUCUUCCUCUGGCCACCAACAGGCUUUGGCCACUUGCUCGAAGGAGGACAGGAAGGCCUUGGCCUCGUCCCACGGCAUCUCCUCUGCCGGUGGAAGGCUUCCCCAUGCCCAGGAACGCAACUGGAGGGUCUUCAAGAACUUCUGCCUUUGGGCUUCCUGGCACUGGGCUCCACUCCUGCCUGCGCCUCACCCGCAAGGAAGGAAGCUCCUCACCGCCCAGCAAAGCAGCCAGAGGGAAGGAACUCCGCCGGAAACACAAGUUUGGCUUGAAGAGAGGAAGAGGAUGGAGGAGCUGAAUCCCGCAAGUCUGCAGCAGGAACAAAGAGCAGCAAGAGAAGGAGGGAAAGCCGGAAGCAUGGUUCAUUCUGAACACGUGACCGAGGGGCCAACAUGGAAAACGCUGGAAGAAGGCAAGGACCUUCCAGGUCAAAGGAUGGAGCAGUGCUGGGAAGCCCAAUGGCAGGAGUUCCUGGAAACCCUCCAGUCGCCUUCCUGGGCAUGGGGAAGCCUUCCGCCGGCAGAGGAAACGCCGUGGGACGAGGCCAAGGCCUUCCUGGCCUCCUUCGAGCAAGUGGCCAAAGCCUGUCGGUGGCCAAAGGAAGAGUGGGCGGCCCGGCUGCUGCCUGCCUUGAGCGGAGAUGCAGAGCAGGCCUUUCGGAGCCUGGAAGCCGGAGACAGGGAGGAUUAUGGGAAAGUGAAGGCGGCCAUCUUGAGAGCAGAGGCCCUGAGAGCGGAGCAGCAGCGCCAGCAUUUUCGGCAGUUCUGCUGCCAAGAGGUCGGGGAUCUGCGAAGUGUUUACAGCCAAGUUCAGGAGCUUUGCAGUCGGUGGCUGAAGCCAGAGAGACGCAGCAAGGAGCAGAUCCUGGAGCUGCUGGUCUUGGAGCAAUUCCUGGCCAGUCUUCCCCAAGACCUGCAAGGAUGGAUCCGAGGCGGAGGGCCGGAGACCUGUUCCCAGGCUGUGGCCCUGGCAGAGGACUUCCUCCUCAAGAGACAGCAAGAGGCCGGUUCCGCCAGGUGCCAGGGACUGUCGCAGGAUGUGUGUGUUGGUUCCCUGGAGGCGAAAGGGAAAACACCAGAUUCUGCUCACAGACAGAUCUAUGAAGAAGCCAAGCCAGUGAAAGAUACUGAGAUCCCUUUGCUAGGUGAGCUGGAGGCAGCUUUGCUUCAAGUGGAGACGUCUCAGCAUGUAGGGGAUGAGCUGAAGGAGAGGCCCGGGGCAGUGCCACUCCCAAAUCAAAGAGAUGGACUGUUGACAGCAGAGACAUCUGGACAAAGAAGAAAUCUGGAGGCCUUCCUUUUAUUGCAGGCUUUGCGCUUGGCCCUACGCUGCGGCCAGUAUCUCGGGAGGCCUCCAUUUGGUUCCAGGCCUCAUGAUGGACUAACUGAAGUUUGGCUUGAAGAGAGGAAGAGGAUGAAGGAGCCGAAUCCCACAAGUCUGCAGCUGGAACAAAGAGUGCCAAGAGGAGGGAAAGCGGGAAGCAGGGUUAAGUCCAAACACGUGACCGAGGCGCCAACGUGGAAAGCGGAGGAAGAAGGCAACGAGCUUCCAGGUGAAAGGAUGGAGCAGCGCUGGGAAGCCCAAUGGCAGGAGUUCCUGAAGACCCUCCAGUCGCCUUCCUCGGCAUGGGGAAGCCUUCCGCCAGCAGAGGAGACGCCGUGGGACGAGGCCAAGGCCUUCCUGGCCUCCUUCGAGCAAGUGGCCAAAGCCUGUCGGUGGCCAAAGGAAGAGUGGGCGGCCCGGCUGCUGCCUGCCUUGAGCGGAGACACAGAGCAGGCCUUUCGGAGCCUGGAAGCUGGAGACAGGGAGGAUUAUGGGAAAGUGAAGGCGGCCAUCUUGAGAGCAGAGGCCCUGAGAGCGGAGCAGCAGCGCCAGCAUUUUCGGCAGUUCUGCUGCCAAGAGGUCGAGGACCCACGAAGUGUUUACAGCCAAGUUCAGGAGCUUUGCAGUCAGUGGCUGAAGCCAGAGAGACACAGCAAGGAGCAGAUCCUGGAGCUGCUGGUCCUGGAGCAAUUCCUGGCCAGUCUUCCCCAAGACCUGCAAGGAUGGAUCCGAGGCGGAGGGCCGGAGAGCUGUUCCCAGGCUGUGGCCCUGGCAGAGGACUUCCUUCUCAAGAGACAGCAAGAGGCCGAUUCCGCCAGGUGGCAGGGACCAUCGCAGGAUGUGUGUGUUGGUUCCCCAGAGGCAGAAAAGAAGUCACCAGAUGCUGCUCAGAGACAGAUCUGUGAAGAAGCCAAGCCGGUGCAGGAUGCCGUGAUCCCUUUCCUGGGUAGUGGAAUCAAAGGCCCAAGUCCUUCCAUUUCACUGUUUCCUCCUGAAGGACAAGUGAAGACAGAAGUUGGGCUGGGUGAGGGUCUGCUGGACUGCAGGGACACAGGCGUCCCUUUGCACAGGGUUGAGCAGACGCUCUCCCAGCCGGGCCAACAGACUAUCUUCUGGCAAGUCCUGCAGAAGGAGGGCGGAAACACCCAGCCAUUUGGUGAGGUGGAGGCAACUUUGCUUAAAAUGGAGACUUCUCAGCAUGGAGGGGAUAAGCUGGGGGAGAGGCCCGGGGCAGUGCUACUCCUAAACCAAAGAGACGGACCGUUGAUGGUGGAGACGUGUGGACAAAGAAGUGAGACCAAAGGAAGAGAGGAAGAGGCUUCUGUGAGCUCCAAAGGUGAUGAAAAGGGGAAGGAGAUGAAGGUAUCUCUGCAGGUAGAGUCAUCACCAGCAGAAGCAUCUCAGAGGAGUUUGACUAUGGCAUCCAACAUUCAUAAGAGGACAGCCCAGCUCAGAAGUCAGGAGUCGAAGAAGUUAGUGGAGACAGAGAGGAAACACACCAAAACCUUUAUAGGUGCUGAUGACAAGACCUCCACAGACACAGGGAAGCCCUUGUUCUCCACGUAUGGGAGAAAAGACUACAAUGUGUCAGAUGGGUUUGUUGAUCUGAACCCAAGAAAGAAAGAUGCAAAAUGUCCUGAAGAUGGAGAAAGACACAAGAGUCAUGGGCAGUCUUUACAGAGAAACCAAAAUGUUCCUACAGGAGGGAAACUGCAUAAAUGUGCUACUUGUGAGAAGGACUUCAAAUGUAGAGCGGACCUGGCACGCCAUGAACGGAGUCACACUGGAGAAAAGCCAUAUCAGUGUUCUCGGUGCGAGAAAUGCUUCAGCCAGAAAAGUACGCUGGUAAGGCACCAGCUAAGCCAUACUGGGGUGAAACCCUAUAAGUGCUCUCAGUGUGGCAAGUGUUUCACUCAGAGAUCUCACCUGAAGAAACAUCAAAGUCUACAUACUGGAGAGAAACCCUAUACAUGCUCACAAUGUGGCAAGAGCUUUCCUAAAAGAAAGACCUUGAAGAACCAUGAAAGAAUUCAUAUUGGAGAGAAACCCUAUGAAUGUUCUUUGUGUGGGAAAUGCUUCUGGCAGAGCUCAGAUUUAAUUUUCCACCAGAGAAUCCAUACUGGAAAGAAACCCUAUUGUGCCCCGAAUGUGGAAAAGACUUCUCUUGGCAAUAACUCAUAGGUCCUUCAUAAGGUCUCAUAAGUGGGUGUUACAAGCAUUUCCAAUUAUUUCCUUUUUAGCAUUCAGCUUUUAAAAACUAAUAAAUGUAUUGUUAUCCUUCCACAUUUGCUGGUUAGGGGCACAGGACGCCCAUGGAAGUGAAAAACAGAAGGUAAAACAUAAAAGGAAGAAACAAGAGAAAGUGAACUUGUUUGUAGAGGAAAAUUAAGAGGAGAGAACAAGAACAAAUGUUAUAUUCAGACAACAAUACAAGUUUCACAAAAUUGGUGCUAAUGACCUUUGGUUGUAUCCACCAUUUCAUGUAACUGCAAUCCAACCAGGAACGUCUCCUUCACAGAAACAGGGGUCUCACUGUAAAUAAAAAGCAGUUGCCAGAAAAUAGUA